Molecule: messenger RNA, 1695 nt
Organism: Diachasma alloeum
Lineage: Eukaryota; Metazoa; Arthropoda; Insecta; Hymenoptera; Braconidae
Exons: 2
Coding region: 1-1695 (564 amino acids)
Source: RefSeq, a predicted model, not a curated record
AUGCUCAAUAAACUCCUCAGGAUAAUCAUUAUCCAGGAGUGUAUGUUUGAUAGACAAGCUGACAAUGGAAAUGUCACUGUCAUCCUCCCCAAAGGUAGAUAUAACGAAGCAGUUCUGAAACUUCUGGAAGACAAAAACGCGUAUUCCGAACUUAAACGUAACAAAACAUUAGCAACUGAGAGGAAAACUAAUGAUUUGGUGAAAUCCUGGGUCAAAGGUGGUUAUAUAUCUGACUCGCUAGGGAAAUUCUUACGAUGCAGGAAUGGUGCUUGUCCGAGGUUAUACGCCUUGCCUAAAAUUGAUAAAAAGGAUGUUCUGUUCAGACCCAUCGUUUCGUCUAUUGGUAGUCCCACGUAUGCACUGUCAUCGUAUAUAAAAAAGAUCAUCUCUAGUGGCUACCGAGGCUCUUUCUCUGAAGUUAAGAACAGCUUCGAUUUUCAUGAUUACCUCACCAAAGUAACAAUUCCACCUGACUACACAUUAGUAUCUUUGGAUGUGAGUUCUCUAUAUACAAACGUUCCCCUGGACCUCGUCAUCAAGUCCAUGGAGAAGAGAAAACACAAAUUCGACACAAAAAUCGAGUUUCAAGAGUUGACACACGUUGUGAAGUUUAUCAUGUCUUCCACAACUUUCAAAGUCAACGACAAGUUCUAUAAACAAGAGUGUGGUCUUCCCAUGGGGUCUCCACUCGCCCCAGUCUUAGCUGAUAUGGUUAUGCAAGACUUGGAAGCUACUUGUCUAGAUAAUCUUGGCUUCGAAGUUGCUUUCUAUAAAAGGUAUGUAGAUGAUAUCAUCACCGCGGUUCCCGCAAACUCAAUCCAAGAUGUAGUCAGGUGUUUCAACAGCCAUCAUGAACGCUUACAAUUCACUUUUGAGGAAGAGUCAAAUGAUAGCAUGCCUUUUUUGGAUUUGAGGCUGAUUCGCCAAGGAAACUCCAUCAUAACCGACUGGUACAAGAAACCGACUUGGUCGGGUCGUUACCUAAACUUCAAGUCUCAUCAUCCAUCGUCUCGAAAAAGAGGAGUGGUGUACAUGUUGGGUGACAGGACUGUUAAACUUAGUCAUCUAACUUUCAGAAAAAAGAACUUAGAGCCCAUCAAACAUACACUCCUGGAUAAUGAUUAUCCUGAGGAUUUUAUUGAGUAUUACAUAAAGUCGAGACUCAGAGUCUUGAAAGAGAGAGAAUGCAACAAUGGACCUGUGAGAGCAGCCAUACCGGAAGCACCUAAAUUGGUUCUACCUUUCACCGAUGGUAUAACUCAGCAACUGAGAAGAGCGAUAACCAGUCAUAGUCUUGGUGUGGCCUGCAGUAAUCCUAACAAACUGGGAAGUAUGUUAAAACCAACUAACGAUCCACUCGUUUUAGAGAUGAACACAAAUCUCGUAUACAGGAUUCCUUGUGGUGGGUGUGAAGGAUUGUAUAUCGGACAAAUGAAGAAACCACUACAUAUAAGGAUUAAGGAACACAAAAACAACGUGAACCUCUCUCCUUCGAAAUUCACAGCUUUAACUAAACCCGCAAGUGAUCCGGACCAUCGGUUCGACUACAAUAGAGUAAAGAUCUCGGGAACGGAGAAACAACAAUAUAAACGUAAUAUAUUAGAGAUGAUUCACAUCAUGAGAGAAUCCAAUUCUGUUAAUUUCCGGUCUGAUGUAGAUCGAUUAGCAUCGGUCUAUAGUUCGCUAAUUAAAUAG